AUGGUGAUGCAAAUAAAUAUCUAUCUAUCUAUCUAUCUAUCUAUCUACGGGCACGAAAGAGAGUGCCCGAGCGAGCAGCGCGUUGUAAUCGGGUGCCGUGCGCAGUGCUGCGAGCGGGAGGAGCGCGAGAAGGAGACGGAAGAUAUGGCGGCGCCCGAGUGCGAGCGGGAGGCCCGCAAGCGGCGCGAGCGCAGAGAUUCGGGCUGCACGCACGAGCGCAAAGAGCGACGGCCGCACAGCGAGGAGCGGACGCCACCGCCGCCGCCGCCACCACCUCUACAUGACUGCAAUCGCCUUGAGUCAGAGCGACGAGCCGAGAGGCUCUCGCGCGCGCGUCGCCCGCAAUAUGGCGGCAAGCGGCGACGGGCACCCGCACGCAUCCCGAAACAUCCCAAGGAGAACGAAUGCUUCACGACAUCCGAAGAGACUCGGUGCAGCACCCCCACGCCUUUUGACUACGCACAGCUACAGAAAACGCAAACACUAUCCGAUGAGCCAGAAACAUUGGACGCGGGCGCUCUCCAACGCCAGGUGGGCCGCACGGUCAGCGUCGAGGGGCCCGAAGACGGCGAGCUGUCGGUGAGCGCGCGGGCCGCCGCCGCCGAGCGGGCCCGCCGCGACGAGCGCUCCGUGGCCCCACGGCCCUUCACGCGCCGCGACCAGCCCUGCCCCGAGAAACGGCUGGAGAAGAUCAACAAGAAGAUCUCCGUCCUCAAAAAAAGCAUCUCCAAAUACGAAAGCGAAUACGAAGCGAAGAAUGGCCACGCUUUAACCCCUAGCGACCGCAUAACCGACGUGCAGAUGCUCCGCAUGAACGAAUCCCUUCGCAGGCUGCAGGCAGAGAAGCGCUGCAUCAAAUCAGACCCGGUGGAAUAUGCCCUCAAAGUGCAAGCAGCUAAGCAACAGAAAGAGAGAGACGACAAACUUGACGCAGUGCUGAAGAGCGAUAAGCCUAUGACUGAAGUCGUGAGAGAUAUAGAAGAGUGGCUCGAGGGUUGUCGCCAAGCGGGGGGCCGCUCGACGGUCCCCGAGAACACCUGGACCGCCUCCCAGCUGGCGGCAGAGAAGCUAUGCGUGCAGAAGGUCCUGCUUCGCCUGGAAGCGUCCCGGGGCCGGCCACCCGCACAUUCCGCAGACCGUGGGGCCGCGAGGCACCUCUACGAGCGGUACAGAGCUGUGAAGCGAGCCUUAGCCAUCUCCAGGCCUGAUGCGGUGAUCGGCGCCAACGGCGAGCUGGCCACCAUCCACGAGCACGAGCCGAUGCUGUUCAACUCCAGCGUCGACAGCUCCAGCGACUCGCAGGAGAAACCAUCCGAUUCCUCUCAGGACACCAUAGAAACACCGCUGCAGUCGCCGCCGACCCGCGACGGCAUCGGCGAGGAGGUUCCCUCGUCGACGUCAUCAGCGCAGUCCGGCACCACCAGCGAGGAGGCCACGCCCUCCAACGAGGGCCUGCACUGCCUCGGCCUCGAAGACCUGGCCCGCGCCCUCAGCGAAGCCAAGCUGCAGAAAUGCGUACUUCGUCGCAACAUCAAAGAGUACGAGGUGAGUUUUGAACUGCAGAACAGCAGGAAGGUUCAGAGGGAUGACAAAAAGGGGAAGGAGGAAGAAUAUCUUCGCUAUAAAGCCGUCAAAGCUAGAAUCAAACUGCUGAACGCUCUCAUCAACAAACAAAAAGCUUUGGGAUAAGUUAUACUAAAUUAGAAAGCAGUAUAACUACUGAUACACUUUCAUUUAAAACCAAGGAGUCUCCGCCUGCUGUAGUAAAUCCACAACCAACUACCUGUAUAGAACUUUCUACAAAACCGUAAAUGUUAUUGAUAAUUUUACAUUUUAAGGCCAUCUUAAAUCAGAUGAAUAUAAAUGUUGUAGAAUUUCUAACAACAGAUUUAGUUACCAAUUUGCAAACAGAUAAAAAAAUACAUAGAACUUGUAGUUAAGGUUCGAAUAUGAUUUAUACGCAAAAUUGUAUAGUGCCAAAUGUUGUUGAUCUAUACAAUAAUGUAUUGUACAAUUUGAGUAGAACUAUACCUUCAAGGCUUAUUGUUCGUACUUUUAUACGAAUAUAAAAAUUACUACAAAAAUUUAAUAACUAAAUAAGUAAGGGGUACAGUAGUGGGUACCAAGAUAUUAAUUUAUAUGUAGAGUUACGGUAAAUACGCAUAAGGCCAAUCAAAAAUUUGAGCAACCUUGCGCGAAACUAUAUAUCUAUUACUUUCUCUUUAUUUACCAGUGCAUACCUACUAGUUUAUAAAAUAUGUUGAUGAUAUUAUAAGAAUUAUUAUCUAUUUCUUACUGAUCUUGGAAGUUUUUGGAACGGUGUUAUUACUUCACUGCCCUUGACAUAUUAUACAUACUACCCAAUUUACACAUUGGAUUCUUUCAAAUACUUGUAAGUAUUACUGGAUUUGACAAAUUUUAGUAACUAGUUUAAUCUUAUCUUUAGUCAAAAGUUAAGAUUUUACACAAACUUACGCCAGUUUGUGUAAAAUCUUAACUUCUGAAAUGAAUUGAUUUGUGAAUUUUGUCUAUCAAUAUGGAGACCUAUUCAAGUUUUGUAAUUAACUAUUCAAUAUUUGUGUAAACUGUAUAAAUAAAUAGGCCUACUUAACUAACAGCUAUCUAGUAACUCUGUCUAAACCUUUUCACGCCACGGAAUGAAUUUUGACGAAUUAUUGAUUUUGUCUAAACUCCAAAGAUUGGACCUUAGAAAAGGACAUAAGCCUUAU
Ostrinia furnacalis (Asian corn borer) is the source of this 2729-nucleotide messenger RNA. Its product is annotated as protein FAM13A. The record is from RefSeq and is a predicted model, not a curated record. The transcript is spliced from 8 exons. Bases 1 to 1689 code for a protein of 562 amino acids. NCBI's taxonomy places the organism in Eukaryota, Metazoa, Arthropoda, Insecta, Lepidoptera, Crambidae.